Guillardia theta CCMP2712 is the source of this 1266-nucleotide messenger RNA. RefSeq lists its product as hypothetical. NCBI's taxonomy places the organism in Eukaryota, Cryptophyceae, Pyrenomonadales, Geminigeraceae. The record is from RefSeq and is a predicted model, not a curated record. Bases 1 to 1266 code for a protein of 421 amino acids. The transcript is spliced from 6 exons.
AUGAAGCAUGGCUUUAUGGUCAUGCUGCUCUUGUCCUACUUGUCUUGCUCGAGCUCCUUUUCUGGAACCAUGAACCCGCAGCAUCGAGGGAACUACGUGCGUCAGUGUAAGUCCGAGGAAAUUCUUCGGCAUGGUGAUGAGGCAGGGCACCUGAUUAUGGACAAGCUCUUGUCCAACACGUUCGACGCCAUCAUGCGGCAGAAGAAUCUUGACUCGUCGAGUGUCUCGGCCACUUCCUCGACCUCUUGCAUGAGGGAGCUCACAAGGAAGUCGAUCAACGCCAAGGAAGGGGCCGCGAAAGUCCUCGGGGAUGAUCUUCAAAAGUCGUCUUGGGGGGGAGGGAGCGCGGAGGGGAUCGAACAACCAAAAGCAAACCUGAAACAGGAGGAGCAGGGAGUGAAAGAAGAAAUGCCUGUGAAGCCGAAAGCUCAUAUCAGACUUCAAGACAGCAGCGUAUCGACAGACAGUCUGCCGACGAAGGCGUUGGACGAGGGUCCUAGCAGUCUGCUGCAGCAGCAGGAGAAGUUGAGGAAGUCGGAGGCGGCGGUGGAGUGUGAGGGGAUGAGGCGGUCAGAGCUGGAGGAGCAGGUCCUCUCGCUCUCGAGGCUCGUGCUGGACAUGGAGGCGAAGCAGGGGAAGGAGACGGGGCGGGUGAGAGAGCUCGAGCUCGCCCUGGAGGAGGAGAGCAGGAGGCAUCGGGAGACUUGCCAGGUGCUCAGGUGGGAACGCGAGCAGAAGCUGCUGCAGGAGCAGGAGAGGCUCGUGAACCAGCGGGUGGCUGCCCUGAGGGAGGGAGCGAGCGAGGUGAAGGCGCAGGAGCAGGGAGACGCGCUGCCCCCCUUCUGGAUCCGAUCCUCCCUGAGCAUACUCCAGAGGAACGUAGAGGAGAUGAACAGGCUGGUGGCAGAUGCUGUGGGAGGGUCUCAGCACUACCAGGAGGCUCAGGAGGGGGAGGGGCAUGUGGAGGACACCAUGUCGUGGACGUGGGAAGGGAUCGAGGAUGUUCUGCUCCGGAGCUCCUCCGCCUGCUCCAAUGUCGUCAGUGUCCUAAGGCAAAGGAAGCAGGUGGCGGUACCCAGGAGCGUGACGAUGAUGAUUCAGGAGAUUGAAGAGAGGAGCAUGAGCAUCGACGAGAGGCUGGAGAAACUCGAGCACGAGGUCGAAGUGUUUGUUAGGCAUGAGGGAGGACCACGAGAGGAAGGCGGAGAGAAGGAGACCGUGACGGUAGCGGAUUGGAUGGUCAUGUUGGAGAGUGAGAAGGGAUGA